GUUGCUCGUGGGGGCCCCGCGGGCAGAAGCGCUUCCACUGCAGAGAGCCAACAGAACUGGAGGGCUGUACAGCUGCGACAUCACCGCCCGGGGGCCAUGCACGCGCAUCGAAUUUGAUAACGAUGCUGACCCCACGUCAGAAAGCAAGGAAGAUCAGUGGAUGGGGGUCACCGUCCAGAGCCAAGGUCCGGGGGGCAAGGUCGUGACAUGUGCUCACCGAUAUGAAAAAAGGCAGCAUGUUAAUACGAAGCAGGAAUCCCGAGACAUCUUUGGGCGGUGUUAUGUCCUGAGCCAGAAUCUCAGGAUUGAAGACGAUAUGGAUGGGGGAGAUUGGAGCUUUUGUGAUGGGCGAUUGAGAGGCCAUGAGAAAUUUGGCUCUUGCCAGCAAGGUGUAGCAGCUACUUUUACUAAAGACUUUCAUUACAUUGUAUUUGGAGCCCCGGGUACUUACAACUGGAAAGGGAUUGUUCGUGUAGAGCAAAAGAAUAACACUUUUUUUGACAUGAACAUCUAUGAAGAUGGGCCUUAUGAAGUUGGUGGAGAGACUGAGCAUGAUGAAAGUCUCGUUCCUGUUCCUGCUAACAGUUACUUAGGCUUGCUGUUUUUGACCAGCGUUUCCUAUACAGAUCCUGAUCAGUUUGUUUAUAAAACACGGCCUCCCCGGGAGCAGCCUGACACAUUCCCUGAUGUGAUGAUGAAUAGCUACCUAGGUUUUUCUUUGGACUCAGGGAAAGGUAUUGUUUCUAAAGAUGAGAUCACUUUUGUAUCUGGUGCUCCCAGAGCCAAUCACAGUGGAGCCGUGGUUUUGCUAAGGAGAGAUAUGAAGUCUGCACAUCUCCUCCCUGAGCACAUAUUCGAUGGAGAAGGUCUGGCCUCUUCAUUUGGCUAUGAUGUGGCGGUGGUGGACCUCAACAAGGAUGGGUGGCAAGAUAUAGUUAUUGGAGCCCCACAGUAUUUUGAUAGAGAUGGAGAAGUUGGAGGUGCAGUGUAUGUCUACAUGAACCAGCAAGGCAGAUGGAAUAAUGUGAAGCCAAUUCGUCUUAAUGGAACCAAAGAUUCUAUGUUUGGCAUUGCAGUAAAAAAUAUUGGAGAUAUUAAUCAAGAUGGCUACCCAGAUAUUGCAGUUGGAGCUCCAUAUGAUGACACGGGAAAGGUUUUUAUCUAUCAUGGAUCUGCAAAUGGAAUAAAUACCAAACCUACACAGGUUCUCAAGGGUAAAUCACCUUAUUUUGGAUAUUCAAUUGCUGGAAACAUGGACCUUGAUCGAAAUUCCUACCCUGAUGUUGCUGUUGGUUCCCUCUCAGAUUCAGUAACUAUUUUCAGAUCCCGGCCUGUGAUUAAUAUUCAGAAAACCAUCACAGUAACUCCUAAUAGAAUUGACCUCCGCCAGAAAACAGCGUGUGGGGCGCCUAGCGGGAUAUGCCUCCAGGUUAAAGCCUGUUUUGAAUAUACUGCUAAACCCGCUGGUUAUAAUCCUUCAAUAUCAAUUGUGGGCACACUCGAAGCUGAAAAAGAAAGAAGAAAAUCUGGGCUAUCCUCAAGAGUUCAAUUUCGAAACCAAGGUUCUGAGCCCAAAUAUACUCAAGAACUAACUCUGAAAAGGCAGAAACAGAAAGUGUGCAUGGAGGAAACCCUCUGGCUACAGGAUAAUAUCAGAGAUAAACUGCGUCCCAUUCCCAUAACUGCUUCAGUGGAGAUCCAAGAACCAAGCUCUCGUAGGCGAGUUAAUUCACUUCCAGAAGUUCUUCCAAUUCUGAAUUCAGAUGAACCCAAGACAGCUCAUACUGAUGUGCACUUCUUAAAAGAGGGAUGUGGAGACGACAAUGUAUGUAACAGCAACCUUAAACUAGAAUACAAAUUUUGCACCCGAGAAGGAAGUCAAGACAAAUUUUCUUAUUUACCAAUUCAAAAAGGUGUACCAGAACUAGUUCUAAAAGAUCAGAAGGAUAUUGCUUUAGAAAUAACAGUGACAAACAGCCCUUCCAACCCAAGGAAUCCCACAAAAGAUGGCGAUGACGCCCAUGAGGCUAAACUGAUUGCAACGUUUCCAGACACUUUGACAUAUUCUGCAUAUAGAGAACUGAGGGCUUUCCCUGAGAAACAGUUGAGUUGUGUUGCCAACCAGAAUGGCUCGCAAGCUGACUGUGAGCUUGGAAAUCCUUUUAAAAGAAAUUCAAGUGUUACUUUUUAUUUGGUUUUAAGUACAACUGAAGUCACCUUUGACACCCCAGAUCUGGAUAUUAAUCUGAAGUUAGAAACAACAAGCAAUCAAGAUAAUUUGGCUCCAAUUACAGCUAAAGCAAAAGUGGUUAUUGAACUGCUUUUAUCGGUCUCGGGAGUUGCUAAACCUUCCCAGGUGUAUUUUGGAGGUACAGUUGUUGGCGAGCAAGCUAUGAAAUCUGAAGAUGAAGUGGGAAGUUUAAUAGAGUAUGAAUUCAGAGUAAUUAACUUAGGUAAACCUCUUAAAAACCUCGGCACAGCAACCUUGAACAUUCAGUGGCCAAAAGAAAUUAGCAAUGGCAAAUGGUUGCUUUAUUUGGUGAAAGUAGAAUCCAAAGGAUUGGAAAAGAUAACUUGUGAGCCACAAAAGGAGAUAAACUUCCUGAACCUCAAGGAGUCUCACAACUCAAGAAAGAAACGGGAAAUUACUGAAAAACAGAUAGAUGAUAGCAGAAAAUUUUCUUUAUUUGCUGAAAGAAAAUACCAGACUCUUAACUGUAGUGUGAAUGUGAACUGUGUGAACAUCAGAUGCCCGCUGCGAGGGCUGGACAGCAAGGCGUCUCUUAUUUUGCGCUCGAGGUUAUGGAACAGCACAUUUCUAGAGGAAUAUUCCAAACUGAACUACUUGGACAUUCUCGUGCGAGCCUUCAUUGAUGUGACUGCUGCUGCCGAAAAUAUCAAGCUGCCAAAUGCAGGCACUCAGGUUCGUGUGACUGUGUUUCCCUCAAAGACUGUAGCUCAGUAUUCAGGAGUACCUUGGUGGAUCAUCCUAGUGGCUAUUCUUGCUGGGAUUUUGAUGCUUGCUUUAUUAGUGUUUAUACUAUGGAAGUGUGGUUUCUUCAAGAGAAAUAAGAAAGAUCAUUAUGAUGCCACAUAUCACAAGGCUGAGAUCCAUGCUCAGCCAUCUGAUAAAGAGAGGCUUACUUCUGAUGCAUAGUAUUGAUCUACUUCUGUAAUUGUGUGGAUUCUUCAAACGCUCUAGGUACGAUGACAGUGUUCCCCGAUACCAUGCUGUAAGGAUCCGGAAAGAAGAGCGAGAGAUCAAAGAUGAAAAGUAUAUUGAUAACCUUGAAAAAAAACAGUGGAUCACAAAGUGGAACGAAAAUGAAAGCUACUCAUAGUGGGGGGCCUAAAAAAAAAAAAAGCUUCACAGUACCCAAACUGCUUUUUCCAACUCAGAAAUUCAAUUUGGAUUUAAAAGCCUGCUCAAUCCCUGAGGACUGAUUUCAGAGUGACUACACACAGUACGAACCUACAGUUUUAACUGUGGAUAUUGUUACGUAGCCUAAGGCUCCUGUUUUGCACAGCCAAAUUUACAACUGUUGAAAUGGAUUUUUCUUUAACUGCCUUAAUUUAACUUUCUGGGUUGCCUUUGUUUUUGGCAUGGCUGACUUACAUGUGUUGGGGAAGGGCCUGCCUAGUUGCACUCGGGUGACAUCCUCCCGAUAGUGCAGGUGAGUGUAGGUGCCUCCUCAGCUACACUAACAGAGUGGCCGUCCUAACCUUGGGACUGCUGCGCAGACAUCCAUCACGUUAGCUGUCACACAUCACAAGACUAUGCCAUUGGGGUAGUUGUGUUUCAAUGGAAAGUGCUGUCUUAAACUAAAUGUGCAAUAGAAGGUGAUGUUGCCAUCCUGCCAUCUUUUCCCAUUUCCUAGCUGUGUGAAUACCUGCUCACGUCAAAUGCAUACAGGUUUCAUUCUCCCGUUCACUAAAACACACAGGUGCAACAGACUUGAAUGCUAGUUAUACUUAUUUGUAUAUGGUAUUUAUUUUUUCUUUACAAACCAUUUUGUUAUUGACUAACAGGCCAAAGAGUCUCCAGUUUACCCUUCAGGUUGGUUUAAAUCAAUCAGCAUUAGAGUAUAGGAGGUCAUCACGUUGACCUAAAUUAUUUACU
Messenger RNA from Mandrillus leucophaeus (drill), 4120 nucleotides. It is a transcript of the gene ITGA6, whose product is annotated as integrin, alpha 6. Gene Ontology annotation, biological process: integrin-mediated signaling pathway; cell adhesion mediated by integrin; leukocyte migration. Lineage: Eukaryota; Metazoa; Chordata; Mammalia; Primates; Cercopithecidae. Gene Ontology annotation, cellular component: external side of plasma membrane; integrin complex. The coding region runs from base 161 to 3157 and encodes 998 amino acids. The transcript has 26 exons. Gene Ontology annotation, molecular function: integrin binding. The record is from RefSeq and is a predicted model, not a curated record.